CCUCCCCACCACCGCCGAUCGAGAAGAAGCCAAGCGAAGCGAACCCAAUCGAUGGCGGCCGCCGACGCGCUCGUCGUGGUGGGGCAGCCGCAGGCGCAGGCGCGGCACCCGCUGAGCCAGAUCGCGGAGAGCGGGACGCACCGGCUGCUGCUGAAGCAGUGGCUCAAGGAGGAGGACCUGCUCGCCCGCCGCGUCGCGCUGCGGGAGGCGCGCCUCGACGGCGCGCGCAAGGAGAUCGCCUUCCUCUACUGCGCCUUCUUCGCCUUCCACGCCGCCUCCGUCCUCCUCCUCUUCCUCUCCGCCUCCGCGCCCGCGUCCGCCGUGGAGGCCGCGUGCCGGCGCUCCUGGAUCCCCUGCCUCGUGUCGCUGCUCUCGUCGCUGGCCAUGCUGUGGGCGCUGCGGUACAAGGCCGACACGGAGGCGGUGCUGGAGCGGCUGCUCGCGCGGGAGCGGGAGGACGCGCUGCUGCUCGGCAAGUGCGUCGCCGAGCUCAAGCGGAAGGGGCUCGAGUUCGACCUGCUCAAGGAGGUGGACGCGCUGCGCCGCGCCAAGAGCCUGCGGGUCGAGGCCAAGGGCGGCGAGAGGCCCAGGCACUGGGCGGCCAGGGACCUCGCCGUCUUCGUGCUCUUCGGCGCCGCCUGCGGCGUCCUCGUGCUCACCAGAUACCUUCUCUGCAACUAGCUCCAUCGCAAGAGGAGGGGAUCGGAUAACAAAUCGCACCGCGCCUUCUUGGCGUUGUUUCUUCCUGGAUGAUGCACGCAGCUCGCUCCUGCAGAACUGUCUGUUCUGCGAAUUUUGAUUUUGUUUACUUUGCUUCAGUCUGUAAUAAGGAAAAGAUAUUGAUGCGUUUUAUUUCUUUUGUGAUUGUCAUUGUGUCAGAGAGCAAAUUUACUCUCUAAAUGUGAUCAUUACAGUUUACCAAUAUCAUGUGUUGUUGCCACUAAUCUGAGUUUCUCCAAUCCGGAAUCAU
Oryza brachyantha (malo sina) is the source of this 970-nucleotide messenger RNA. RefSeq lists its product as uncharacterized. Bases 52 to 681 code for a protein of 209 amino acids. The transcript has a single exon. The record is from RefSeq and is a predicted model, not a curated record. Lineage: Eukaryota; Viridiplantae; Streptophyta; Magnoliopsida; Poales; Poaceae.